Molecule: messenger RNA, 2110 nt
Organism: Girardinichthys multiradiatus
Lineage: Eukaryota; Metazoa; Chordata; Actinopteri; Cyprinodontiformes; Goodeidae
Gene: drc9
Product: IQ motif containing G
Exons: 10
Coding region: 33-1067 (344 amino acids)
Biological process (GO): cilium organization
Cellular component (GO): cytoplasm; motile cilium
Molecular function (GO): protein binding
Source: RefSeq, a predicted model, not a curated record
UUCACUCUGCUUCAAACUGCAAAGGCAAAUAAAUGCGUCCUGUUACCAUGGUGACAGGUAACCCAGUAGCUCAGGCUAAAGCCACAGCUUCAGUCGCGUUUCAGAUAUUGAAAGCAAAACUGAACUUUUGGAAAUUUACUCGAAGCUAUACAAGACUAACGAUGUUACCUGAGAUUCAGAGUCUCAGAACAGCAGCUGUACUGGAAGACUGCGCACACCAGUUGGCCAUACUAGGACAUUCCCUGUCAGUGCAGAUCAGGAGGGAGCGAAACACUGCUCCUGUACAGGAGAAAGCCAGACUGAUAAUGCUGAAAAAAGAAUGUCAGCUCAUCACCCAACACAUCUCCACGCUGUUCUUUGAGCUCGAGGAGAAGGGGAGUUUUAGCUCAUUUCCACAGGCUGUGGAGGAGAAGAAGAAACUGAAAGAUGAGAGGCAGAAAAGAGAGGAAGAAACAAUGCUGAAACAGAAAAAACAGGCUCUGAAGAGACAAGAAUUAGAAAUCAUGGACAAAAAGGAUCAAUUGCAUAAAAUGGACUUUCUUUUGGAUGAGCUGAAGUACCAAAGAUCCAAAAUGCAGAAGAAUUAUAAACCAGAAACUGUGGGCAUGUCCCAGCAAAUGAUAACAGAGAAAUGGCAGAUAGCUCAGCUGAAGGACCAGCUGGAGCUUCUGCAGAAACAGCUUGGAGAAGAGAAGAGAUUUCAUGAGGAGUCUAAGAACUUCCUCCAAAAUCAAGAUGAGGAGCUGCAACAGACGCUGCACAAGUGGAAGCAGCAAACUAAGCAGAUACAGAAUGAUACGCAGAAGAAGCUUGAUAACAUAGGCUGCAAAAGAACUCUGAACUUAGACAGAUUGAUGGAGAUGAGGAGGAAGUUCAGGGAGAUGGAACAGGUGGUGAUGGAAGACAAAAAGGAGCAACAGAAACUACGUCAACAAGAGACAGAGGCUAGAGCUGCCACGAAGCUUCAGGCAUGGUGGAGAGCCUGUAUGGUCCGCCAAGGCUUCGGCGCUUUCAAAAAAGCAGACGAGAUCAAGAAAGGCAAUAAGAGAAAAGGGAAGAAGAAGUGACAUUUCCUAAAAGACAAUUGUUUGCAAAUUAAGUAAAAAUUGACGAAAAUUGUUUUACUUUAUGCAUGUCUUUAUUUUAAAAAAAGUCUACAAAAUCUUAGUCAUUUUAUACAUAUAGCAAAAUCAAAAAGCCAAGAGAUCAGAAGCAGUAUAUUUGAAAAAUAUUACAAAUAGAACAGUAUGAACUUUAUUUAAAAUGGGAUUACAGUCACCAGGUGGCUAGGAAGCCAAACGUUGGCAAGAUGCAUAGUGCAAAUUAAUGUGUGGAUGUGCAUAAUUUUCUUCAGAUAAAUAAACACAAAACUGAAGUAAUUAUUUACUACAGCUAGAAACCACUGAUCAGGCCCAAAAUCUGGGUAUAGUGAUGGACUCAGACUUGAACCUCUAGAGGCACAAAAGACAGUCACUAAGUCUGCCUUUUAUUGCCUGAAGAACAUUUCCAGGAUUAAAAGACAAAUAUUCCAGCAGAAUCUAGAAGAAACCCUCAUUCACUAGUUUCACAUUGAUUACUGCAAAAGAGUCUUCACAAAAGUCAGUCAGACAGCCGCAGCUGAUUCAGAACGCUGCUGCCAGCAUCCUCACUAAAACUUAGAAAGUAGAGCACAUCAACCCAGUCCUUGCGUCCUUACACUGGCUCCCUGGAUCUCAGAGAAUUUAAAUUAGAGACUUUAAAUUACUUCUUUAUAAGUCACUGAAUCGCUUAGCACCAAAAUACGUUAAAGAUUUAUUGGUGUUGUAUCAACCCUCCAGACCACUCAGGUCUUCUGGUUCAAGUCUACUCUGUAUCCCCAGAACCAAACAUGGAGAAGCAGCAUUCAAGUUGUAUACUCAACUUAUCUGGAACAAACUCCCAGAAGACUAAAAACCCUAAAACCCUGAGUUCUUUUUAAUCAGUGUUAAAAACCCAUUAAUUACCCAUUAAUUUUAGUCUGUAGUUCUUUACUUGCCUUUAUUAUACCUCUGCAAUGUAUUUUUAUGUUUUCAUCAUGUAAAUCACUUUAAACUGAAAUGUGCUAUACAAAUAAACUUGCCUUGCCUAAUUA